Messenger RNA from Cololabis saira (Pacific saury), 3615 nucleotides. RefSeq names its product serine protease 59, putative (gene prss59). NCBI's taxonomy places the organism in Eukaryota, Metazoa, Chordata, Actinopteri, Beloniformes, Belonidae. The record is from RefSeq and is a predicted model, not a curated record. Gene Ontology annotation, biological process: proteolysis. Gene Ontology annotation, molecular function: serine-type exopeptidase activity; dipeptidyl-peptidase activity. The coding region runs from base 1913 to 3307 and encodes 464 amino acids. The transcript is spliced from 10 exons.
GGGUAUCUGCUUAACCCAAGAUAUUUUCCUACGUUUGGACCUGUCAUCCACAUGAAAACACAAAUAAACGAAUGUUUAAAAAAACUCCGGGCAAAGGGAAGAUUUUUGAAAACUCCGUUUAUGUAGAUGCGUGUAGACCUGGUGUAAACAGAGACAACCGGAGUUUUGCGUUUUCGAACGUCACAUUAUGCUCCAAAACAACAACGAAUCUGCUCUGAUUCUGACGUCUAACGUGCGAUCCAGAACUGCAGAUGAUCCACCAUCUGUCCUCCAAGCUAUUUAUUAAAUAAAUGGUCUCUGCUCUGGACACCGUUACACCGACGCGGAGCCUACGCCGUAGGGUACGCGGCGACGCGCAGCAGGGCUGCAGCCCUGCGUCGAUUAACGCGGCAGCUCCGUGGCGGACACCGGGGGGAACUCCAGCUCGUUGCCCGAGGAGGAGGCGCUGAUCCCGGGGUAACUGCGCCGCGGAGGCGGCCCGGAGUCCGGAAGACCAGAUGAUCUACAGGUCUGUGCUUAUGGAAGUGAAAACGCAGAUCUUCGGUUCUGUGUGGAAGGUUUUUUUUUUUUUUAACAACGAUGUGGGGAGUAUUUGGUUUUAAAAAUACCCGGCUAUUUCGGAUGCUUUUAAAAAAAAAAGAGAAGAUAAUAAGCCUGUUUUCUGUUUAGAAAGUACAAACGUAGACAGAUUACAAGUACUCACCCGUUUUUAAGGAGUUAUUUUCGGAGUUUCUUUCAGGAGCACGGGCGGGUGCUGCAGUGAAUAAAGGCGGAUUUAUGGUUCCGCGUAAAAUCGACGGCGUAGCCUACGGUGUAGGGUACGCGGCGCACGCAGCGUUCGGUGCGUCGCCGCGUAACCUACGCCGUAGGGUCUGCGUUGGUGUAACGCGGACCCAUAAAUCAGCCUUUUAAAAAGCGAGUUUCAGCUGUCAAUCAAAAGAACGUGGGGGGCCUAACGGGUUCUUAGUCAUAUUGGUGUGAAUACACAUUCACAACCUCUUCAGUGUCACAACUAACAUUAAGAUCCAUUAUUUUUCCUAUUGUUGAAUUCACCGCGCUCCCCAGUGUGACGUCACUCCCGGUUCAGCUUUUUCAGAUGCGGAAGUAAAAUACUCUCACAAAAACAACUCCAGAGGUCACUGUAGUAUAUAUUUAUGCGUAUUUCAAUGAAAAUUCAGUUCCUACAUUAUUUUCCUACACAUUGAUUCACAGGGGUCUCCAACCUGCAAUAUGCUCUUUAAGAUUUUGAGUUUUUGCAGUGAUCCAUUUUACUUAUCCUGUGAAGGACAGAGUCAUAUUUUAUUUUUGUGUUUUGAUGUAUUUGAUGUAAGCCCAGUGGAUAUUUAAAGCUUACAGAAGGCUGCAUUUAACUGCUGCUAUGUCAUUCCUGCAGUAUUCCUGCAGGUGUUUUGGUCAGUGCUAUUAUUUGUAAUAUAUUAUAUUGUUUGUAAUCAGUACAAAUUAUCUGUCCCCAUAUGAUAAAAUCCACCAUCUCCUCUGAUUUCUUUUUACAACUCGAGUACUGUGUAUAACUAUAUAACUGUAUAACUUUGUUGUAUAACUUUGUUGUAGGUUAUAAAUAAUCUCAACAAGCAUGCAAAAUAAACACAGACUUUACCUUCAGCUAAGUCAAUUUCAUGGUGCAGCAUUUCAAUUUUUCAGCAAAAGUCGAGUCAUUGAAUAGAGUUUUGAGCACAAGAAAGAGCAUACUUAUUAAAAAAAAUAGCCACAUGUUUUACUUCAGUACAAGUUGUUCACUGUGUAUAUAAAUUGCAGAAACGUGGAUUGUUUAUAAAAUAGGAAGCUCAAAUGUCCUAUUUUCUUAUAGGCCUAUAAAGUAGCAGGGGGGCUUGUCAUGUGACCGUGUUUAAGUUGGUCACAUGCAGCUCAGUGUUUCCGUGUUUGCACAGCGAUGGCUUUUCACACCUUUCAAAUUCGUGGUUUAUUUAUGGGCGAAGUAACCUUGUUGUUUAUCAUAGUGUCUUCCUUUUCUGUUGGAGAGGGGUUGUAUAAGGGGUUUGGAAAGUUUAAGCAAUUACAGGAUGUUGAGCAGAGGGCUGUGUUUGAGGAGCAGUGGUUCAUACAGAAACUGGAUCAUUUCAAUGGUGCAGACAGCAGAGUCUGGAAACAAAGGUACUUUGUAAAUGAGGCUUUCUACAGGCCUGGAGGUCCAGUGUUUCUGAUGAUAGGUGGAGAGGGCCCAGCAAAUCCUGCAUGGUUGCAGAGCGGCACAUGGCUUCAGUAUGCUGAGAAGGUGGGAGCUCUGUGCUUCAUGCUGGAGCAUCGCUUCUAUGGAAGGAGUCACCCAACAACGGACCUGAGCACGGACAGCCUGCACUUUCUCAGCAGCCGGCAGGCGCUGGCCGACCUGGCACACUUCCGCACGGUGACGGGCCGAGACCGAGGGCUGGACGGCAGGAAGUGGGUGGCGUUCGGCGGCUCGUACCCGGGCUCUCUGGCCGCCUGGUUCCGGCUCAAGUACCCCCACCUGGUGCACGCCUCCGUGGCCACCAGCGCACCGGUGCACGCCGCCGUGAACUUUCCAGAGUACUUGGAGGUCGUGUGGCGUUCGCUGGCCUCGGAGAACGCAGAGUGCCCCUUGCUGGUGAAGAAGGCCUCGGAUGCCCUCGUAGAGCGUCUGAAAGACCCCAAGACCUAUGAAAACAUCACCAAAGACUUCAAUUUGUGCUCCCAGCUACAAAUCCAGACGGAGAUGGACUCUGCCUACUUCCUGGAAACGCUGGCUGGCAACUUCAUGGAUGUGGUCCAGUACAACGAAGACAACAGAGGGUUUGAGGGCGUGUUGGGCACCAACAUAACCAUCAAGGUACUGUGCGGCAUGAUGGCUGAUUAUUCCCUGGGGGAUCCUUAUGCGCGAUACGCUGCCGUGGCUCGCCUCAUGAUGGACACCUUCUCCGUGAAAUGCCUGGACAGCAGCUUUAAUCAUUAUGUCAGAGACAUGAGCAACACUUCCUGGAACGGGCCGGCAGCAGGGGGGGGGAGACAGUGGGUCUACCAGACGUGCAGUGAAUUUGGAUUCUACCAGAGCACAGAUUCCCCCAACCAGCCAUUCACUGGCUUCUCUCUCGAUUAUCAGGUGAAACAGUGUGCAGCCUUCUACAACAUCAGUGCUGAGCAGGUGGCAGAAGCGGUCGCCCAGACCAAUGAGUAUUACGGGGGUUACAACAUCCGCUCCAGCAGGAUAGUUUUCCCCAACGGGUCCAUUGACCCCUGGCACGCCCUGGGCAUCACCGAGGACAUCGCUGCUGACCUCCCUGCUGUUUUCAUCAGAGAGUUUCCUUUUUAGACGUUUCACUGACUUGAAGGAAUGGAUGAAGAUUAUCAGAACGGCUCACUGUGCCAACAUGUACCCGGCCAGGAGCGAGGAUCUCCCACAGCUGUCCCUGGCUCGUGACCACAUCUUCUUACUCCUCCAGCAGUGGUUGAAACAAUGACUGAUGGUUCAGUAGGACCGUCAGUGGCUUUGCAAAGAAAACGUACCGCUCCGAUAACUCAAACUGGAAUAAGUGUGCUUAUUUCACUGCCAAAUUUCCAGCUGCUUGAAAAGGAGUAAUGUGUUUUGAAUGGAUGAUUCAAAUGUGAGCUCAAUAAUAA